CAAGCACAUGGGAGGUAGUUCUGAAUAUCGCAAGGAAUUUGAGCAUGCAAGCUAAACACUGAAAGAAACAGGGACGAUGUUAACAGUACCAUUCGAAGAUCCAGACAUGAUGCGCGAAUCUCAGUUCGGUGCAAGAUUCCCGCGCCAAGAAGACGUUCGCGCGCUCAAUAACGCCUCCAACAUGGAGCUCAAGGAGGCUGAGGACGACAGCACGGACAGGGAAGAAGAAGAAGAAGAAGAAGAAAGAGAGGAUGACCGGGACGAGAACGGUCUCCUUAAGAAGAAAGGCCCGCGAAAAAAGAAGUUUCCCGAAGGACGCGUCGAGCGCGUGAAAGUGCGACGCCAAGAAGCGAACGCGCGCGAGCGCAGCCGCAUGCACGGGCUGAACGACGCGCUAGAGAGUCUGCGCAAGGUCGUGCCCUGCUACUCCAAAACGCAAAAACUCUCCAAGAUCGAGACUUUGAGGCUGGCCAAGAAUUACAUCUGGGCUCUAUCUGAGACUCUGAGUGCGGGCAAGAGACCCGACCUGCUCGCCUUUGUGCAGACCCUGUGCAAGGGACUAUCGCAGCCCACCACCAACUUGGUUGCGGGCUGCCUGCAGUUGAACGCCAGAAAUUUCCUCACCGAUCAAAAUGGGGAAGUGUCGUUCUCUGGCAGGCCUCCAUAUGAUGCUCUGUAUCCAUACCCGAACGCUGAGAUGGGCACGCCCACCGGCCUCAGCUCUGGUACCAGGGACAGCGCCAAACCGUUCCGGCCAUAUAACUAUUACGCGUCCUACGAGUCCUAUUACGACAGUGCCUCUCCGGAGGGCGGUAGUCCCCAUUUUGACGGCCAAAUAAGCCCCCCGAUCAAUUAUAAUGGAAUUUUCUCCCUUAAAAAACACGAGGACCAAGUAGAGUACAGUAAGAACUGCCAUUAUGGAAUGAGAUACUGUAACGUGCCUGGUCGGGGCUCCAUGUACCGCGUUUCCCCAGACAGUCAUUUCCCUUAUGACUUGCAUCCCCGCAGCCAAUCGUUGCAGAGCCAGGACGAAUUAAAUACGGGUUUCCAUAAUUAAAAGCAAGCGUAUAGGGGUUGGACGCCAGUUACACUAAUCUGCCAAUUAAUUAGUGCUUGUUGCAGAAAAGGCAGUCUUUUUUGCAUUUAAAUGUUUUGAUUUCAUUAUAUGGUAUUUGAAAAUAACGUAAAAUUGUAUUUCAGAUUGCAUUGAAGCAGGCUGUGGUAGGCCUGUAGCUAUUACAAUCAAUAGAGAGAGAGAGAGAGAGAGAGAGAGAGAGAGAGAGAGAGAGAAAAGAGGAUGGACACGAUAUUUGAAGGCCUUUAAAACAGGCUUUAAUGGAUUUAUUAGUGUGUUAAAUUACCACGCGGUAUUAAAACACAAAAUCAUUCGAUUCAUUAUGGCAAUAAUGGAACUAUGCAACAGAGAAUGACAUCCGUGUACUUACAAAUUGCAGUUUUGAAGACGUGUAACUAGUCUUAUUGUGUGACUUUUCAUUUAUUCGUUAGCCAGUUUUGUCUUUGAAGUGAUACUCCCAAAUCUGAUUGGUUGCAAACAUCCGCAUAAAAAAAAAUGCCAAUAGAAAAAAAGAAAAAAAUAUUGUGAUUUCGUUGUUCUUUUUUGUUUGUAUAAUUAUCUGAUGAACAUCGGGUCUUGUAAAUGCGAAUGUAUAAAGGUGAACUUGAAGAGGUCACUUC
This is a messenger RNA of Xyrauchen texanus (razorback sucker), 1695 nucleotides long. Its product is annotated as neurogenic differentiation factor 6-B. NCBI's taxonomy places the organism in Eukaryota, Metazoa, Chordata, Actinopteri, Cypriniformes, Catostomidae. The record is from RefSeq and is a predicted model, not a curated record. The transcript is spliced from 2 exons. Bases 77 to 1057 code for a protein of 326 amino acids. Gene Ontology annotation, molecular function: protein dimerization activity.